Messenger RNA from Fusarium coffeatum, 1347 nucleotides. RefSeq lists its product as uncharacterized. The record is from RefSeq and is a predicted model, not a curated record. The transcript has a single exon. Bases 1 to 1347 code for a protein of 448 amino acids. NCBI's taxonomy places the organism in Eukaryota, Fungi, Ascomycota, Sordariomycetes, Hypocreales, Nectriaceae.
AUGGAUCACGCUCGGGUCAAAGCCCUCAAGGGAAACGGGAAAACCGUGUCUAAAAAAGCCAUCAAGUCGGGUCGCGCUUCCGCCAAUUUGACGCCUCGUGGCUCUCCUUUCGCUUCGCUUCUUACGUCACCUGCGCAUUCCACAGCCCCCAGUCGGGCCGCCUCUGACGAGAGUGAAGAUGAGUUCGAGUACGACGAUACCAUGAGCAUUGCCUCCGGAAGCUCUCUAGUCGACACGAAUGAGGAUGGUACCAACACUUUCGACGCCAAGCAGUUUAUGGAGGAACUUCAGGAUCGCAAAAACAACAACAGCGAUGCCCGAACUCAACUGCUGGAACUCUACAUCAAGGUUCUGCGACACAGGUUCGCGCCAGCAACUCACGAGUGGCUUGACGAGUCAGCCAACGAACUUGCCGAACUAUUCAUUCGUGGCGCCAACCGUGGCAUGGAAGCCAGAGAGCGACUGCUGUAUCUCCAGGCUUAUCUUUUGACCCUCAGUUGCUCUGAGGAGGCCAAUGUAUACGAGCACGCCGAAGCAACCCUGAAGCAGAUCAUAGCCGAUGACGAUGAUGAAGAAUGCAAGGCAUUUGGCAUCUACGCGCUGUGCUUCACCGUGCUCUAUGGCGGCGGUGGCGAGACAGAGGGUCUCGAGUUGCUUGACUACCUGUACGCUAUUGUAGAGUCUGAUGGAGACAACAUCGACUCCUAUGACAAUGGUUUCAUUGUCGCAGCCGCCCUGCGUGGUUGGGCCUUCGUCGCUAGCCAUGUGGACGAUUUCUCAUACGCGGCCACAAUGGCUUUGGACGGAUUGUACGAACAGCUUGACAGCGUCGAUAUUGGAGUUCAGGCCAAUGCCGCUUCCUGUAUCGCGCUAAUCUUUGAGGCAUCGCGAAACCACGAGGAGGAAACAGGAGAGUCUUGGGACCUCCCUGUCAAUCCCGAGAAGCUCACAGGUCGCAUGUCAGAGCUCGCCAAGCAGAGCUCCAAGUCUAGAUCCAAGAAAGACCGCCGCGACCUGCGAGAUAGUCUUAUUAGCGCCAUCACUUCUCUCGAAAAGGGUGUCGGACCAGGAUACUCAUCCGCUGGAUAUGCGCCGCAAAAGGGUGAACGUGUUACUUCCAAGCCAAAUGAGGACGGUGUGGUCGAGUUUGGAUACCGUCACAAGCUUCGCCUCGGCAACUACGUGGCUAUUAUCGAUUCAUGGUCACUCUCUUCCAGGAUCGACAUGAUGAGACUUCUUUUUGGAGGUCACCUACAAAAACAUAUCUUCGAAAACCCUGUUGUGGCCGAGUGUCUCAGCGAUGCCGACUUCAGCGAUCAAGCUCCCGGUGUUAAGAAGACCAAAUAA